Dujonia railenensis is the source of this 3525-nucleotide messenger RNA. Lineage: Eukaryota; Fungi; Ascomycota; Pichiomycetes; Serinales; Debaryomycetaceae. The record is from the annotation of a GenBank genome assembly.
AUGAACAAAGCAGAAGAGGAGCAGUUGUUACAGGAUGCGUCUACGUUGUUGAUGUUUGCAAAUGUUGCAGCAAAACAGCAGAUACAGCACGCCCCACUGGCCACAUCGUAUCUGCCAGAAAGCCUGGUGCAGGAGCAGCAGCAACAGCAGAGCCUGAAUAACCCCCUGAUCAAGUCUUCCUCACGGUCCCCGAUUGAAAAUCUGCCUAUAUCUUAUCCAAACUUCCACAACAUCCACUCAAGAACCCCCUCCGGGUCCGGCCCUGUCCAACCUACACAUCCUAGUCCUGCGACGAACGAGCAGAGAAUACCUGAGGUCAAGCACGAGGCAUCGGCAAGUAAGGGGUACUACUUUCCUGUGGCAAGCACCGAGCUGGAGCAACAACUGCAACAGCCACAGAAUCAGCCACCCCAACACCAACAGCAGCAGCAACUGCAACAACCGCUGGAUAAAUUACCACCCCAGGCGUCGUUCAAAUCUCAUAAAAGGGUAGCCUCUUCGGGCAGCUCGGGUUCCUUUAGGCACUCCCCUGGCCCAGCUAAUAUUGCGUCAGCAGGAGGCAUAAUAGAAAGCGGCAACAAUAGAAACUCUUCCAAUAAUGCCAUGAUUGUAGCAGCAGCGUUGGCUGACGCUGCCAGCAUUCCCUUACCAUUGUUGAAGAAAACUGAGGACACCAAGAGAAUAGCUGAAGUAGUUGACAGCGCCAGCUCAAAACCAGAUGAGACUGAAGUUGAAGAGGAUGCAACUGAAGAUGAGAAGGAGAGCAAAAAUGUAGAUGAGAGAAGCACCAAUACCACCCUAGAGGAUAGUUCGCCGCAGGCACAGAAUGAGGAGAUCGAUCGAAAGCAUCAACCCAGUCAAGACCAUAAUAAUAAUGAGGUAUUACCUCCUGCUUCACCGAAAGUCGCUCCAACUCAAAUCAAUGUAGAAAUACAAAAGGUGAGCCCUGUUUUGCAACUGGCACUGGUCGUUACUCAAGUGAAACCUUUAAGUGAUUCUGACAUUUCUAGUAGUGCUGACCAAGUAGCACUCGAAAGUAAUCAAGUGAAGAUCGAACCUUCCGUUCAGAACCCUCCUGAAGGACCUAAAAUUGCAGGGUCUGAACCUGAAGCUGUACCCAUUCCUCCCCUCACAUCCUACAAAGUUGACCCAGAUGCUGGAACAAUCGGGUGCAUUUGUGGAAUUGACGAUGAUGAUGGAUUCACAGUGCAGUGUGAUAUAUGCUUCAGGUGGCAACAUUGUCUUUGUAUGAACCUCAUGACUAACGAAGAAGUUCCAGAUAUUUAUAAAUGUUACUUCUGUGACGAACAUAAAUGGGGUAAAUUUGAUCCUGAGGACUGUAGGAAGCAAACUUUAGCAAGGCUUGAGAAUGAAAGAUUGGGCGACGAGAAUGAACCUGAGUUCAAAAAGGAAUUGAAAAGGAAACAUCUGAACUCAGAAAAGGGUGACAAAAAAAGAAAGACUCUGGAAAGUAAGAAGAGGAAAGAUGACGAGGAUGUGAAAAAGGGUGAACUUGGAACUGGUUUAGAACUAGGUAAGACUGACGAGAAGUUUGCAAAUGAAACUAAACUUCUUAAUAACACUUCUGAAAGCAACGGUGGAAAUUCUGGUAAUGGUAGUAGCGGUGGUAGUUUAUCCAACUCCCAAGCUCAAGCUCAAGCUCAAGCUGAGAUACUUUCGUUACCAAACAAGGACAACGACUUAUUGGAAGGAGGCAUUGCAGCUGAAUCGUAUCAAGGGACAUACUAUAAACUAAGAGACAACGAUUAUAAGACCCAAUCAAUAAAACUUGCCUUUGAAGAACUUGCUCAGAUGAAUCUAAAGAAUAAAGCAGUUGAAUCGCUUUCAAAAGUGGAAUUCAAGAAUAUUAGAUUCAGCAAAAUCAUUCUUCCAAAUUACGAAAGAAAACUACAACAGAUGAAAAAGAAAUCGUCAACUUCGUUUAAUGAUACAUCAAUUCAAGUGAAGCAGUAUUCGGAUAACCAAAAACAGAAAUUCAACGGAAUCUCAAGGUUAGGACUAUUUAUUUCAAAGAGGAAGCAAGGGAGUGGAGGAAUAAUUCCUGAAAAUACUCCUGUGAUAGAGUACUUAGGUGAAUUGAGCCUUUUUCAACAAUAUAUUGAUGACAAAACAAACCAAUAUAAUUUAUGGGGGGUUCCUAAACCACGGGUCCUCAAAACUGAGUUGCCAUUUGCAGGAAAUGAAAGUAGUUCUGGAGCAUCGGUUGGUAUAAUCUCUGAUGCGAGAUUCGUUGGUAAUGAAUCGAGGUUUAUCAGAAACUCUUGCCCAGCUAAUGCUAAUUGUAUAAUCAAGCCAGUCUUCAUCAAAGAACAAAAGAUUUUCAAACUUUUAGUUGUCACUUCAAAGCCAAUCAUAUUUGGGCCUGAUCAAUCUGAAGAAGAAUUGAGGAUAGAGUGGCAAUGGGAUGAAAAGCAUCCAAUUCGCAGAAUGUAUGAGAAAAUUGAAGAACCAGGCACUGGUACAAAUAAUACUCCAGGUGGAGGUAAUAAGCAAGAAGCAAUUAAGUUUGAUCAAUUUUCCGAGACCGAUAAGGGUCUAUUAAUAUCAGGUGUUGAUAACGUCUUGAAUUUUGCUGAGUGUGCUUGUGGAACAGCCUCUCCAGUUGCAAAUAGCAAUUGUGUACUUUUCAAGAUCAAGAAGGCAACUGCAUACUUGUUAAGAUCUACACGAAAGGCUCUAAGCGUUGGCAGUUUAGGUUUGGGGAAGUCCAGAGAAUUGUUAAUCAUUAAUAAGAACCCAAAAAAGUAUAUUUCAUGGCAAGAAAGAUUAGAUGAAAGAGAUAGAACUAUUACUAUGGAUCUAUUAUGCGAAGUUGGCCAAGAAGAUAUCAAAGAUCGUCAAGAUGGUGGUGCUGCAGAAGCUGCCGAAUCAGAAGAAAAAUCACUUCAUGAGUCAGGAAGUGCUACGGAUGACGUAUCUAUGAAUGGAACUGCAGAGGAUGAAAAGGCUGACGCAGAUGACAUGGAAAUCGAUACCGAGGCAAAAUCCACUGAGGGUUCAAAUCAAACUAAGUCAAUUGUAGAAGCGAGAGUCCCAUAUAGGGAGCAAUUAAUUGCUAAGAGCCGAAAACUCAAAGACGUGACUGUUGAACUCAAUAAGGCGGCAAACGGAGCAAGCAAAAAUCUCUGUGCCCCAAUAGUUCCAGAGUUGAUAAUAAAGAUUCAAAAAGAAGUUAGUGAAAAGAUUGCUCUUCCAGUGAAUAUUGUGCGUAUAACGAACGAAAAAUUCAAAAUUGAACCAGUUGUUGAAAGCAGCAUAGCGUCAAAGGCCGUGCCUGGGGUUCUUGAAAGAAAGUUUUCUUCAGCAUCUAUAGCUGCAAAUACUGCUGUGGAUAACGUGGCUGUUGUUGACCUGGUAAAGGCAGCUGCGAGCGUAAACCCUGGUAUUCCGGCAGCCUCUGAAAAGCCUUCUGCUCCUUUAGAAGUGAAAAAUGAGACAGUUGCACCCAAACCACCGGUGGUUAAAAAGCUUUCGUUUGCAGAUUACAAGAAGAAAAUGAAAUAG